Diuraphis noxia (Russian wheat aphid) is the source of this 910-nucleotide messenger RNA. RefSeq lists its product as uncharacterized. NCBI's taxonomy places the organism in Eukaryota, Metazoa, Arthropoda, Insecta, Hemiptera, Aphididae. The record is from RefSeq and is a predicted model, not a curated record.
AUCAGUAGAUGACAUAACACUACAAAAUAAGAGCAUAAAUGUAGAAGCAUAUGGGGGUACAAAUAUUGAGGUAAUAGGCAUAACCAAAUUGAAAAUGAAGGUAUUAAAUAACAAAAACACCAUGUCUCAUGAACACUUUAUUGUUGCAACAAAUGAUGCAGUAUCCAUCUUAGGCUUAGAAACCUUUCUCAAAUUAAAAUUAAUAAACAGAACGCAAGAUGUGUUUAGAGGGGUAGGUUGUUUUAAGAACCCAUAUUCAAUUAAAUUAAAAGAAAAUCAUACGCCCGUAUCAAAACCACCACACAGAGUUCCAAUUAAAGUGAAAGAAAAGUUAAGAGAAGAACUAAGUCGUUUAACUGAACUUGGAAUUAUAUCUAAAAUUAACGAACCCACAAGCUGGGUAAAUAAAAUUGUAAUUGUUGAAAAACCAAACGGAUCAAUAAGAAUAUGUCUGGAUCCAAAGGAUUUAAAUAUGGCUAUAAAAAAAAAAUAYUUCUCGUUACCAACAUUAAAUGAUUUAUCAGCUGAAUUAGGAAAAUCGAAAAUAUUCAGUUGCUUAGAUUUAAAGGAUGGAUUUUUUCAUGUACUGUUGGAUAAGAAAAGCUCAGAAUAUUGUACAUUUUCUACAAUUUAUGGGUGCUACUCGUUUAAUAGACUACCAUUUGGUAUAUCAGUAGCCGCAGAAGUAUUUCAGAAGUAUAAUACAGAAUUGUUUAUAGAUAUAAAAGGUGUUUUUAUAUAUGUAGAUGACAUAUUAAUACAUGCGGAAACAGAAGAAGAACAUAAUAAAAUAUUAAUUGAAGUACUUGAAAGAGCUAGGGCAAAUAAUAUAAAAUUUAGUGAAGGUAAAAUAAAACCCGAUAACAGUAGAAUUUCGGCAAUAGAAAAUUAUGAUCAACCAAAGAAAUAA